This is a messenger RNA of Aspergillus homomorphus CBS 101889, 1688 nucleotides long. RefSeq names its product histone acetyltransferase catalytic subunit HAT1 (gene hat1). Gene Ontology annotation, biological process: subtelomeric heterochromatin formation. Gene Ontology annotation, molecular function: histone H4 acetyltransferase activity. Bases 46 to 1587 code for a protein of 513 amino acids. The transcript has 4 exons. NCBI's taxonomy places the organism in Eukaryota, Fungi, Ascomycota, Eurotiomycetes, Eurotiales, Aspergillaceae. The record is from RefSeq and is a predicted model, not a curated record. Gene Ontology annotation, cellular component: nucleus.
GACUUCAUUUCGCUUCGGAUAUCCCUCAACUACGUGCUUGGCAUCAUGGCGAACGAAGGCGACUGGACUUGCGACGCCAAUGACGCUCUCCACCUGUCUCUAGUCCAACCUGCCGACGAUGCCAAACUCAAGACCCUCUCCAACUUCCAACCUCAAUUCACAUAUCCCAUCUUCGGCGAUGAGGAGCAGAUCUUCGGCUACAAAGGCCUGAUCAUCCGCAUGCGAUUUGCUGCCCACGAUCUACGCCCGCAUCUUCACAUAUCUUAUGACGAGAAGUUCAAGCCUGUGGGCGAUGUCGUCCCUGUUGAUCUACUGAAGACUCUGAAGCCAUGGAUUCCUGAAGAGGCUUUCGCUGUACUCCCCGAUUACGAGAAGGCUGUUUUGGAGGACAAGGACGCCAAGGACUUUGUACCCCCAGGCAAACUCGUUCACAGCUACGUCACCGAACAGAGAACAUAUGAGGUCUGGGCAGGGUCGUUAGCGGAUCCCGAAGUGAGACGAUUGUUGGAUCGCGCACAAGUCUUCGUUUCACUUUUCAUCGAAGCUGGGACACCGAUAGUCACGGAUGACCCUGACUGGACACUUGAAAGAUGGACGGUCUACUUUGUUUACGAGAAGGUGACGCGACCGGUGCCCACUGCUUCACAAUAUUCUAUUGUCGGAUAUGCGACAACAUAUCGCUGGUGGUUCUACCAGAGAGACACGACACAAAAGCCUACAGUCCAAGAUAGCCCGUUCCCCGCGUCUGAGGUGAUAAGGCCCGCUCAGCUUCCGGCGCGGUUGCGAAUUGCGCAAUUCCUUAUACUUCCUCCUCAUCAAGGCUCGGGCCAUGGCAUCCAUUUGUACACAACUAUCCACGGCGCCUGUCUCAAUGAUCCCACGAUCUCCGAACUGACCGUUGAGGACCCGAAUGAAGCCUUUGAUGCCCUCCGCGACACUGCCGACUAUCACAUCCUGCGCCCCGAGUUUGUCAAGCACAAUCUGAACAUAAAUCCGGAUCCAUACGGAGUAACGGCGAAGAGGCCUCGUCCUCGGCGCGUGCCUACAUCAGCCCUGAUUCCGACCAAGCUGCUUCAUGAGAUCCGCUCGUCGUUCAAGAUUGACUCCACCCAGUUUGCUCAUAUCUUGGAGAUGUAUCUCCUGGGCCAGAUCCCUCUGAAGAGCCGGUUAGCUGGUGGUACCAAUAUGGCUCGCCUGUUGAUCAAGAAGCAUAAUGCAGAAGACCCCAAUGAUAGGCGGUACUACUGGUGGCGCAUGCUCACCAAGCAGCGUCUCUACAAACGCUCUCGGGAUCUCUUGAUCCAAUUGGAUCUGAGUGACCGCGUUGAGAAGCUGGAGGAGACCGUCACCAAUGUCGAGGAAGGCUAUGAAGCACUGCUGAAGGCCUUCAACGCCCGCGAAGAGGCACUGAAAGCUAAGGAGGAAGCGAUGGGCGACGCAGCGACCGCAGAGUCGACUGUUGUCCUGAAUGAGCCGGGUCAAGGCUCUAGAGAGCCGCGCAACAAGCGCAAACUCACAGUGGCAGAUGACGAGGAUGAUGAAGAGGAGGAGGACGGGGAUUUGCUGAAUAAGCGGCCAAAGGUGUAGAGAGCCAACUGCAUGCGCACACAAUGUAUCCUUGGUCGAUGCGUUCGUGACAAGGUCAAUGUACUAAUAAGCUUUAUGAUCCAUCCAAAACUGUUUUGGCA